This is a messenger RNA of Brassica napus (rape), 600 nucleotides long. Its product is annotated as protein DETOXIFICATION 14-like. Bases 1 to 600 code for a protein of 199 amino acids. Gene Ontology annotation, biological process: transmembrane transport. The transcript has 3 exons. The record is from RefSeq and is a predicted model, not a curated record. Lineage: Eukaryota; Viridiplantae; Streptophyta; Magnoliopsida; Brassicales; Brassicaceae. Gene Ontology annotation, molecular function: antiporter activity; xenobiotic transmembrane transporter activity. Gene Ontology annotation, cellular component: membrane.
AUGAGGAGGCUCGCAUACGUCGCUGGUCCAAUGGUUGCAGUAAACUCUUCUGCCUAUUUUCUUCAAGUGAUAUCGAUAAUGAUGGUUGGUCAUCUCGGUGAGCUUUUCCUCUCAAGCACCGCCAUUGCAGUUUCUUUCUGCAGCGUCACCGGUUUCAGCCUCGUGUUCGGUUUAGCUAGUGGGUUGGAGACUUUAUGUGGUCAAGCAAAUGGAGCUAAGCAAUUCGAGAAGCUUGGAGUUCAUACUUACACAUGGAUUUUUUCGUUGUUACUUGUGUGUAUUCCUUUGUCUGUUCUAUGGAGUUUCAUGGGUGAUAUACUCUUACUUGUUGGGCAAGAUCCUCUGGUUUCUCAGAAAGCAGGGAAGUUUGCAACUUGGCUCAUACCAGUUCUCUUUGCUUACGCCAUACUGCAGCCGUUAGUUCAGUUUUUUCAAGCGCAGAGUCUGAUUCUUCCUUUAGUUGUGAGCUCAGUCUCUGCUAUAUGUUGCCACCUCGUCCUUUGCUGGAGCUUGAUCUUUAAGUUUGGGCUUGGGAGACUCGGUGCCGCUAUUUCGAUCAGCCAAGAGCCGUGCAACUAUCUCCAUGAUCAGUGUGUUUAA